CAGCUGAACACCAUGAUCCUCAACACAGCUACUCUCACUGCUCUUGCCUUCACUCUCUGUGGUCUGGAGGCCCUGGUCUUGACCCAGGAGAAAUCUCUAACAGCUCAGCUGGGGCAGAAUGUGAAGAUCCCCUGCUCACCAAGCACCGGUAGCUAUCAGUUAGCAUGGUACCAACCGAAGGAUGACGGAGUGAAGUUCUUAUUAGUAGACGGCACCAGAGCUACUGGACUAGCCAGCAGAUUCACUUACUCUAGAUCUGGGAGUCAGAUGUAUCUGCACAUCAAUGGAGUAACAGCUGAAGAUGAGGCCACUUAUUAUUGUGCCUGCUACAACUGUGAGUCAACCGGUACUACUAUUUUCGGUGGAGGAACCAAGCUACGAAUUACCCGUCCCUCAUCCCCCCCUGAGCUGGUGGAGCUGGCCCCCUCCCAGGCCCUUUCCUCUGGGGACAGGCCUACUGUGGUGUGCCUGGCUCAGGGCUUCUACCCUGAUGGUGCCACCCUGAGCUGGUCAGAGGAUGGCAAAGAAGUGGCGGCCACUGACUUCCAGACGGGCCCGUCUCAGCGCCAGUCUGAUGGCACCUUCUCCCUCAGCAGCGUCCUGACGGUGCAGCCGCAACGCUGGCACUCUGGCCGUUCCUACAGCUGCCAGCUGCAGCACUCUGCCCUCUCCAGGCCUCUGAGCAAGGCUGUGGACAAUGCUCACUGCAGAUAGACGGGCUACAGUGGACAACGCUCACUGCAGCUAGACAGGCUACAGUGGACAACGCUCACUGCAGAUAGAUGGGGACAAUGCUCUUCCUAAUUGCAUGCAUUCUUCUCUCUGC
Messenger RNA from Engraulis encrasicolus (European anchovy), 826 nucleotides. Its product is annotated as immunoglobulin lambda-1 light chain-like. The transcript is spliced from 4 exons. Lineage: Eukaryota; Metazoa; Chordata; Actinopteri; Clupeiformes; Engraulidae. Gene Ontology annotation, cellular component: immunoglobulin complex, circulating; blood microparticle; extracellular exosome. Gene Ontology annotation, molecular function: immunoglobulin receptor binding; antigen binding. Bases 13 to 714 code for a protein of 233 amino acids. The record is from RefSeq and is a predicted model, not a curated record. Gene Ontology annotation, biological process: complement activation, classical pathway; antibacterial humoral response.